AUGUCAGACGACCGUGAAAACGAUGCGCGACCCGCAAAGCGCGCGCGUCUCGACCAGAGCACCACCCACACUCCCUCCGCCGCUGCAACACCGCAGGCCACGCCAGGCUCAGCACUAAAUGCGCCAUCGCAGAUUGAAACGGACUACGAAAGAGAAGCUCGCGCCGGAAUUACAGAAUACGUCUGCCCCGAUAACUUGGGCUUCACAGGCAUACUGAAGCAGAGAUACACUGAUUUCUUGGUCAACGAGAUCGGACUUGACGGACAGGUGCUGCAUUUGAAGAGCACGCAGGUCGAGAAGAAGAAGAGGGACGUGAGGACUGAAGCGCCAGCGGAUGCUGAGAAGAUCAGGCCGGAGGAGAAGAUUGCGAUUGUGGAGGACAGUAACGCGCCUGUCGUGCCAAAGGAAGAGAAGCCUGCGGAAGAAAAGCCUGCGGAAGCUGAAAAGCCUGCCACAGCAGCAGGGACAAACGGUGGUGAGGAGACAUUUGCCAUUGCUGCGGCGCCGAAGAAGGAGGUCAAGGAAGAGAUCUCGGACGAUGAUACCAAGCUACUCCACUCGAUAUUCGGGGAAGACAUAACAAACCAGAUUAUCGCACUCGUGCAGAGCAUACGGAACCGCGAAGCUGCGAAAGCGAGGAGCUUCAAAGCAGUUACAUCGGCACCGAUCCUUGACAAAGAGACGCGCACCAACGCGCACAAAUCCCUCCGUCGCCUGUUUCCAAACCUCCUCGAAACGUCUAUGGAAAACGAUCAAUCGAUUCGGAUCAAGGCCAACCCUCCAGCGGAGCGCAAAAGCAAAGGCGGGAGAGGAGACAAGGCCAAUGGGGAUCAGAGCAAGCACAGGGGCGGCCAGCUUGCGUGGGAAGAGCUGGGUGGAGACUACCUCCAUUUCUCGCUGUACAAAGAGAACAAGGACACAAUGGAGGUCGUUGGUUUUUUGGGAAGCAAGCUCAACAGCGGCGCGAAAGCGUUCGCUUUUGCAGGAACCAAGGACAGGCGCGCUUGUACCGUUCAGCGACUGUGCGUGAAGCGCCAGACUGCCGAACGCAUUGCCGGGUUCAACAGGUCGCUGUUCAAUGCUGCGGUUGGUGACUUUGAGUAUCGUACGAACGAUUUGAAGUUGGGUGACUUGAAGGGUAAUGAGUUCACGAUCACACUUCGAGACUGCAAAUUCCAGAACGAAGACGGCAUGAACGACGUGCAAAGGCAGGUUUUCGCCAAUGACGUUGUCGGUAAAGCUAUCAGGGACUUCUCUGAGAAAGGCUUCAUCAAUUAUUACGGUCUGCAGCGUUUUGGCUCUUUCGCAGCUAGCACAGACCAAGUCGGGCGCAAGAUGCUGAAAGAUGAUCUGCAAGGCGCUGUCGAUGAUCUAUUAAACUACAGCGAGGUAGCACUCGCUGCAGCAGAAGGUACAGGUGACUCCAGCAUCCUCGUAUCCCAAGAUGACCGCAACCGUGCCAAAGCCCUCCACGUCUGGAAGACUGAAGGCAAGGGCCCUGCUGCCUUGGAACUUCUCCCCCGCAAGUUCACCGCGGAACGAAACAUAAUCCAACAUCUCGGCUCCCGCAACUCCCAUUCUGGAAAGCACGACCGCAAGACAGACUGGCAGGGCGCUUUGAUGACUAUUCCUCGCACUCUGCGCCUCAUGUAUGUUCACGCCUACCAAUCGCUCGUCUGGAACGCAGUAGCAGGCAAACGAUGGACUACAUAUGGCGACAAGGUCGUAGAAGGUGAUUUGGUACUCGUCGGCGAGCAUCUCGACAAGACCGGCGACUCUUCCUCUACUGUCAAAACCACCAUCGACCAAGACGGCGAGUUCAUCAUCAACCCCUCUGGCACCGAGAACGCCAACGCAGUCAACGACGACUUCGAACGCGCGCGCUCCCUCACCAAAGCUGAAGCCGAAAGCGGCUUGUACACAAUCUACGACGUCGUCUUGCCUCAGCCUGGCUUUGACGUCGAGUACCCCAAAAACUCUAUCGGCGAAUUUUACAAAGAGUUCAUGGGCAGCGAGCGCGGCGGCGGUCUGGACCCGCACAACAUGCGCCGCGCGUGGCGCGAAGUCAGCCUGAGCGGCGGGUACAGGAAGUUCCUGGCGCAGCCGCUGCAGCCGCUGGAAUUCGAGGUGCACAGUUACACCAAGCCGGAUCAGCAGUUCGUCGAGACAGAUUUCGACAAGAUCAAGAAAGCGAGGGGUGGAGCGAAGGAGGGCGAGAGGCAGACUGGAGAUGUUACAAUGGAGGAGGGUGAGGAGCUGGACGAGAAGAAAAUCGCGGUUGUGGUCAAGUUGCAGCUGGGCAGCAGCCAGUAUGCUACUAUGGCAUUGAGGGAGCUGAUGAAGGCGGGUGGUGUCAAGGCCUUCAAGCCUGAGUUCAUGGGCGGAAGAUGA
Molecule: messenger RNA, 2391 nt
Organism: Boeremia exigua
Lineage: Eukaryota; Fungi; Ascomycota; Dothideomycetes; Pleosporales; Didymellaceae
Product: pseudouridine synthase
Exons: 2
Coding region: 1-2391 (796 amino acids)
Biological process (GO): pseudouridine synthesis
Cellular component (GO): nucleus
Molecular function (GO): pseudouridine synthase activity; RNA binding
Source: RefSeq, a predicted model, not a curated record